AGGGCAGGCUUUUUCAUGAUCUUGACCAAGCCGAGAAACGCAAUUCUUUGUAGGCUGUCACAAUUCCGCUACCUCUGACGACCAGAAACCGUCAGACACACGUUAGUAGGAACAAUGCCUUUCGUCGAGAAUCACGACUACCCUGGGUACGAAGUCUUGGGCAAUGUAUUCAACAUCAGUGCAGCGGCCUCGUUCCAAGGAAAAGAUGCCAGAAUAGUGGCAACGUCCGGACAGAUUGGAGAGUCUGGCGAUUACUCUCCAUUUGAACCCAAUGGGACGGAUGGUCAGCAAUUUGCUGGGGGUCAUGCACAGCAAUUCGACGUGGCCAUGUAUAACAUCCAAAAGUCCCUGGCCGCAGCAUCACCUGAUCUGUCUCCCACAGAGCUUUGGGAAGGCAUCUUCAACAUCACAUCCUUCCACGUAGGGACAAUUCCCCAGGAAGAACAACUAGAAAUUGCGGCAGUGGCUCGGAAAUACCUAGGCAAGAACAAGCCAGCUUGGGCUGCCAUCUGUGUUGCGGCUCUCUUCCCACCAAAGUGUUUAGUUGAGAUACAAGUCCAGGCUGCUUAUCCCAAUAAAUAAGGGAUCU
This is a messenger RNA of Exophiala mesophila, 589 nucleotides long. RefSeq lists its product as uncharacterized. The transcript has a single exon. Bases 115 to 582 code for a protein of 155 amino acids. The record is from RefSeq and is a predicted model, not a curated record. Lineage: Eukaryota; Fungi; Ascomycota; Eurotiomycetes; Chaetothyriales; Herpotrichiellaceae.